AUGUGGAAGAAAAGCAAAAAAAAAGCUCGCAAGCACAAAACUCACGCGCUCUCAUUCUCUCCAUUUCUUCCCUGCUCAAAACAGCAUGAAAAAUCGAUAAAAUUUGUAAUAAAUUUCAAUCCAUACUCAGGAAACCAUGAGACUAGAAAAUUGAAAGAAUCUUUAGCAGAAAUAUUUGCACAAGUUGUGAAGUCUGAUAGGAUAAAAUAUAAAUCAGUAGAAAGAAUUUCAUUUCUUUCAGACUUUUUCUUGUUAUCGUCGAAAAUUACACUUCAAGUGCACUACAGUCUUAACCCGAAAUUCAUCGACGAUUUUUCUUUCAACUCUAAUGAUAACAUUCCAGCUUUGUGA
This is a messenger RNA of Clunio marinus, 351 nucleotides long. Lineage: Eukaryota; Metazoa; Arthropoda; Insecta; Diptera; Chironomidae. The record is from the annotation of a GenBank genome assembly.